Strongyloides ratti is the source of this 759-nucleotide messenger RNA. Its product is annotated as Girdin. Lineage: Eukaryota; Metazoa; Nematoda; Chromadorea; Rhabditida; Strongyloididae. The transcript has 2 exons. The record is from RefSeq and is a predicted model, not a curated record. Bases 1 to 759 code for a protein of 252 amino acids.
AUGUUGAAAUGGUUUGAACAUCAUUUAAAUUCAGAGUAUGCAAUGAAUGGAAUAGGUACCUGCAGUUCAUCAGAAGGUGAUACAAAUUCAGUUGAAUAUGAUAGUAUAAAUUUUAUUAAAUCAAAUGAGAUACAAAAAUUAGAAUGUGAUACAAUUAAUAAUAGAAAUCAUUUAAAUCAUAUUCGAUAUAGAAAUGGAUUUAGUGGUAAUAAUUAUCAUAAUCCUCAACAAGAAUCACGUUCAUCAAUUGCAGGAUCAAUUGAUUAUGAAGUAGCUAGUAUAAAUAAAAAUUGUGAAAAUAUAGAAGUACCUGUUCAACAUUAUCCAGUGACUUCAUCAGCAUCAUCAAAAAAUACAUCCCCAUUUCAAUAUAGACCAAUGUCAUUUAGGCAAAAAUCAUCAAGUUUAACAAAUAAAAAUAAAGAAUUACCUCCACCAUAUGGAAAAAAACCACCAUCAUAUACACAAUAUCAACAAAUUAAUUCACGUUCAGGAACUCCAAAUUUAAAUAUGAAACAUUUUAAACCUAAAGCAACAUCAACUCCAAAAACUGAUAAUGAUGUAUCAUCAUUCUUCUCUUCAUCACAAAAUAAUGUUCCAAAAGAGGGGGAACGUCGGCAUAUUGAUCGUGAAAAUGAUAAAUCAUUAAGUGUAUAUGAAAAUGUAGAAAUGGAACAAGAUAGUUAUUUAUAUACAGAACCUAACAAUUCUGAUAAAAUAUGUGAAGAAGAGAAAUGGCAAAAUUAUGGAUGUUUAUAA